CAUCAUCGACUUCAUAUUAAGUAGGGCGCCGAAUGUAAAACUAAUUAUACAAGCAGUUGAUAAGUUUGAGACCAGACAUUCGAAUGCAAAGAGAGCUGGAGUGGUAUAGGAAAAUGAAGAAGAGAGUUCCUCCUGAGCUAACGACAAUGAGAAACAAAGAUGGCAAGACACCAAGGGAUAUGUUUUAUGCAAAUCAUAGGAAGUUAUCUAACGAAGUUAAAGACACAGCGAAAGCAGUAGCCAAUUCUGGUAUGGUUGUGGCAGCACUUGUUGUUACCGUCGCAUUUGCUGCAGCUCUCACUACUCCAGGUGACAAGAACAACGCUUGGUUUGCUGUAUUCAUCAUGGCAAAUACAAUUGCAUUCUUCACAUCUGCUUUAUCUAUCGUCGCUUUCUUGUCAAUUUUCACUUCAUCGAGAUUCGAAGAAAGUGAUUUCAUCUUCUCACUAUAUCCAAACUUGAUUAUUGGGAAAAAGCUGCUGUAUAUCUCCGUUGUCACUAUGAUCAUAGCUUUUGCUGCAGCUUCCUUCUUGAUAUUUGGUCAUAUAUACAAGUGGGUUGCAUAUGUAGUGACUUCGUUCGGGCUUCUCACAAUAAUUUUUGUUCUUGAGCUUCAACUUAGCCUUUUCUCAAGAUAUAUAAAACCAUGUCUAUGGUACAUCAUCGUCGGUACGAUUCAGCUGGCACAUAGAAUUAGUAAUUUUCUGCCACAUUUACCCGUGUCUGGAUCUGAAUCGUCAGAUUAAUUCAGCCUCUAUAGUAACUAGAAUUUGCAAGCAGUAUAUUGAUUUACAGAUGUUAUGUUUGUAGUGUAUGAAUUUAUAUUCUAGUUAUGACAGCUUCGAAAGCACUGCAGAACUGACUGAAGAGCGGAACCAGCUGCCUAAUUGAGAUCGCUUCACUCUGCAUCAUAAACAAGUUGCAGUGAAGUAUUAAGAUUCAAUCACACUGAUUGAAAGAGAAUUUUGAGAGCAGCUGCGGAACCCGACCCAUAUGUUGGCAAAAUGCACACGUUAAGACCUCAUACGAUAAGAGAGUUGGUUAGAGACUAAUCAC
This is a messenger RNA of Lotus japonicus, 1056 nucleotides long. Its product is annotated as ankyrin repeat-containing protein ITN1-like. The transcript has 2 exons. Bases 84 to 746 code for a protein of 220 amino acids. The record is from RefSeq and is a predicted model, not a curated record. NCBI's taxonomy places the organism in Eukaryota, Viridiplantae, Streptophyta, Magnoliopsida, Fabales, Fabaceae.